Molecule: messenger RNA, 3679 nt
Organism: Coregonus sp. 'balchen'
Lineage: Eukaryota; Metazoa; Chordata; Actinopteri; Salmoniformes; Salmonidae
Source: the annotation of a GenBank genome assembly
AUGGAGUUUGCGGCUCUUAUUGCCUUGACCUUAUUAAUAGGAAUGCUAAUAAUUUUGGUCGCCGUCGCAGUGGGAAAGCAGAAAGGAGAAAUAAGUGAACAACUAGAGCAGAAUGAAGAAGACUCAGUUGGUAAAUUGCUCUCUUAACUUGUUUGCAUAUUAUGUCGCGUUGCUAUGGAUUGCUAUUGUACUAACUUAGCUAGCUGUGAAUGUGUCAAAACAGGUGCAAUUUACACACACUGUAAUAGAAGCCAGUGGCCCUUGAUGAUAGUAACAAUAUAUGUACUCAUUUAAAAGUAUUGACACCAGGUCAAAAAAGGUUAAAUGUAGCCAGCUGUAAACUUGUUGCUGGAGGAAAAGUUAUGGAAGAAAGUUUGAAUGAAAUGGUGACCAAAACAUUGUAUUAUUGUUACAGAAUUGUGAAUGUUUUAUGAGGCAACAUCUUACGGUUCCCAGAGGAGAAAUCAACCUGAACAUUUUGAUAAUGAGAAACAUGAUAUAGGCUACCUACACUAUAUAUACAAAAGUAUAUGGACACCCCAUUCAAAUUAGUAGAUUCGGCUAUUUCAGCCACACCUGUUGCUGACAGGUGUAUAAAAUUGAGCACACAGCCAUGCAAUCUCUAUAGACAAACAUUGACAGUAGAAUGGCCUUACUGGAGCGCUCAGUGACUUUUCAACAUGGCACCGUCAUAGGAUGCCACCUUUCCAACAAGUCAGUUCGUCAAGUUUCUGCCCUGCUUGAGCUUCCCCGGUCAACUGUAAGUGCUGUUAUUGUGAAGUGGAAAUGUCUAGGAGCAACAACGGCUCAGCCGUGAAGUGGUAGGCCACACAAGCUCACAGAACAGGACCGCUGAAGCGCAUACCGAGUUUCAAACGUCAGCACAAGAACUGUUUGUUGGGAGCUUCAUGAAAUGGGUUUCCAUGGCCGAGCAGCCGCACACAAGCCUAAGGUCACCAUGCGCAAUGCCAAGCAUCGGCUGGAGUGGUGUAAAUCUCUCCGCCAUUGGACUCUUCGGCAGUGGAAACACGUUCUCUGGAGUGAUGAAUCACGCUUCACCAUCUGGCAGUCCGACGGACAAAUCUGGGUUUGGCGGAUCCCAGGAGAACGCUACUUGCCCGAAUGCAUAGUGCCAACUGUAAAGUUUGGUGGGUGAGGAACAAUGGUCUGGGGCUGUUUUUCAUGGUUCGGACUAGGCCCCUUAGUUCCAGUGAAGGGAAAUCUUAACGCUACAGCGUUAAAUGACAUUCUAGACGACGCUGUGCUUUCAACUUUGUGGUAACAGUUUGGGGAAGGCCCUUUCCUGUUUCAGCAUGACAAUGCCCCUGUGCACAAAGCGAGGUCCAUACAGAAAUGGUUUGUCGAGAUCGGUGUGGAAGAACUUGACUGGCCUGCACAGAGUCCUGACCUCAACCCCAUCGAACACCCUUGGGAUGAAUUGGAACGCCGACUGCGAGCCAGGCCUAAUCGCCCAACAUCAGUGCCCGACCUCACUAAUGCUCUUGUGGCUGAAUGGAAGCAAGUCCCCGCAGCAAUGUUCCAACAUCUUGUGGAAAGCCUUCCCAGAAGAGUGGAGGCUGUUAUAGUAGCAAAGGGGGGACCAACUCCAUAUUAAUGCCCAUGAUUUUGGAAUGAGAUGUUCGACGAGCAUGUGUCCACAUACACUACAUGACAAAAAGUAUCUUGGUUAGCCUCUAUGGAAGGUACUAGAAAGUGUCUUCUUGAACGUCUUGUGUAAUGUAAUGCCAAUUCAUCCCCUGCGGCAGAGAAAAAUGCAGUGAAGGCUCCCACUGCCAAGAAACAGAAACAACAACAGCGUCCUCGCAAGGAGAAAGCCCAGCAGCACACUUUCAGCCACCCUCUCCUGGCAUCCUCCUUGAAGGUGGGCCACGCUUUACAUACUAUGAACUCUAUAUUUGCCAUAUUUAGGCAUACUCUGCCUAUCUAAUCAAUUCUAAAAACCAUCCCACAGGCCACAGUCUUGUGUAAUGCUCCUCCAACAAGGCUCACAGAACAUAAUGUAAUGACAGUGGUGUGUGACGACGUUGCAGAAUUAUCUGAUGCUUGAUCAUUGCUUGGCUCACUCGUCUCUCUCUCUCCCCAGAGUCACAGUGGAAAUGUGACGUCCCUGGACUUCAGCAGCAACGGGAAGUACCUAGCCACCUGUGCUGAUGACCGCACCGUCAGGAUAUGGAGCACCAAGGAAUUCCUUGACAGAGACCACAAAUGUCUGAGGGUCAACGUAGAGCUGGACCACGCCACGAUGGUCUGUUUCAGCCCUGAUUCAAGGUAUACACACACACACACUCCUGUCCAUAACAAAGGGUAUAUAUAGAUGGGUGGAUAGAGCCUCUUGUCUUUCUAUACUUACUCUGUCUUGGUAUGAAGGGCCUUCAUUACUUGGCUGGCUAACGGAGAUACCAUUCGCAUCUUCAAGAUGACCAAGAAGGAUGAUGGUAGCUUCACUUUCAAUGCUGCCCCUGAAGACUUCCCUCAGAAACACAAGGCCAAUGUCAUCAAUAUCGGCAUCGCAGAGACGGGUAUGACGGCUAAAUGUAUUCAGACUGAAUGAUUAAAAGGCAGGAAGAUGUGACUGCGUGAUAUGCACAUUUUUCAAAAGUUAUGAACGUUAGAAGUUAUGGAAGAAACCCUUGUUCCAGUUGUCGUCUAAACUCUAAUUUCUCUCCCUUUUUUGUUUUCUGUGUUCCAGGCAAGUUCAUCAUGAGUGCCUCCACCGACACCAAUAUCCUCAUUUGGGACCUGAAAGGAGAGGUACUGGCCUCUAUCAUCACCAACCAGAUGACCAACUCCUACGCUGCCAUCUCACCCUGUGGAAGGUCAGUACCGUCCUCUAAAUCUGUGUGUGUGUGUGUGGGGGGGGGUUAUAGCUAAUGUAAUAGUGAUCUCAGGUAAAUAAUUUUUGGAUGGUUCUGUCUUCAGGUUUGUGGCUUCCUGUGGCUUCACUCCUGACGUGAAGGUGUGGGAGGUGUGCUUCGGGAAGGGUGGCGACUUCAAAGAGGUGACCCGCGCCUUCGACCUGAAGGGCCAUUCAGCAGGGGUCCACUCCUUUGCCUUCUCUAACGACUCACGCAGGUAAGGCAUGCAUUGUGUGGUAUCCUAUCGAAACAUCAAUGGUUGAUUUCCAUGGAUGACAUUAUGAUUACAUUCAUAAGGUAGAUUUCCCCAUUGACAUUUGAAACCGUCUCCUGUUUCCCCCAGAAUGGCCACCGUCUCCAAGGACGGCACGUGGCGGCUGUGGGACACAGACGUGGAGUACAAGAAGCAACAGGACCCCUACCUCCUGAAGUCGGUACCUUGCCAGUCGUCGGAAGGCAGCCGGGUGGCCCUGUCGCCAGACGCCCGCGUGGUGGCUAUCUCCAACCGCUGCAGCGUGGCCAUGUACAGCACCUCCACGGGUCAGCUGGAGGAGGAGUUCCAUGGAGUCCACAGCGAGGAGAUCACUGAGCUUAGGUUUGACAUCAACAGCCGCUACCUGGUGUGCAGCGGGGACCGGGCGGUGCGUGUGUUCCACAAUGCGCCGGGCUACCGUGCGGCCAUCCAGGACAUGCAGGCCAUGCUGAAGAAGGCCCAGAACGAGGGCAUGAAACAAAGGCUGCAACAGCAGAUACAGGAGGCGCAGAGCGCGCUGGACACUGUGCUCACGGCACCCAAGGACUAA